UGACAUGAUGCUGUUUUUAUUUUUUUUUUUCCCCGAAUGACGACAUACUGAUUAGCAGUUGAAGCCCUUUUAUGCAGAAUCCACUUCACUAAGCUUUCUAAGAUCGGGGGCUGGCAGAUUCGAUUUCUUCGUUCAAUCGGAUAAGCUCAGAGCUGAUCCUUCGUGGGUAUUUCUUCUCCGGUCUCAAUCAUUUUCCCAGGAGGAUAAUUUUUGAAGAACAGAAAAAUUAGCUGGACACCAUCAACAGUGCUCUAGAACUUGAAGCGUGGAAUUUAUGAAGAGACUCUGAUAGCCUCUUCGAUGACAAGAAGGUGCUUCAAGAACGGUAGAGAUUGUGGGGAGUUUGUAAAGUAAACAAAGAAAAAGAUCUGACAAGUGGGUGAUCUGUUCUACAAAGAUUUUGCCCAAAGCUUCUGAAGAAUUUAAACAAGGAAUAUAUAUUUUCCAGUGCAUGCAUGCGCUUCAUUUGUUCUCUGCAAAAGGGGUUAUUGUGAUUUUUCUUUCAACACCCAAGAUAAUCUAUUCGAGCAACUGAAAGCUAAAGUAGAUUGCAGUGGAAGAAGAAUACUAGACGAAAAGGUCAGGUGGAAGUAGAAGGGAAACAGCAGCAGAAGGAUUUAAACAGCAUUUGGCUACUGUUUUUUUCUUUUCCGGGAAGAAAAUUUGAAAAACAAAACCGAUCAGAUUUUAAGGAAGAAAAUAUACAUAUUGGAGUUGGGGAUUGAUAGAGGAAGAGGCAUCUCAUAAGCUCGAUUUUUGGUGGUGAAGGGGUUAUUGUGAUUUUUCUUUCAACACCCAAGAUAAUCUAUUCGAGCAACUGAAAGCUAAAAGCCGUAGAUUGCAGAGGAAGAAGAAGACUAGACGUAAAGGUCAAGUGGAAGUAGAAGGGAAACAGCAGCAGAAAAUUUGGCUACUGGUUUUUUCUUUUUCGGGAAGAAAAUUUGAAAAACAAAACCGAUCAGUGACAUGAGUUUCUUUAAGGGCUCGCCGUACCGCCGGCACAACAACAACAACAACGACGUUGAGGCCGGCGGAGGAAGCCGCGGCGAUGAAGACGAAGAGUCGUCGUCGUCGGAUCCUUUCAAUAUUACCAGCACUAAGAAUGCCUCCAUCGAGCGUCUCCGAAAAUGGAGGCAAGCGGCACUUGUGCUAAAUGCUUCUCGUCGAUUUCGUUACACCUUGGACCUGAAAAGGGAAGAAGAGAAGCAGCAACUGAUGAGGAAAGUUAGAGUAAAUAUUGAAGCCAUACGAGCUGCAAAUCGUUUCAAGGCGGCUGGGGAACAAAGGAAUGGGUCAGGAACAUCAGAAGCAUCUCUACCUCCACCUUCCCCUUCCGGUGGUCAUUUUGCAAUUGGACAAGACCAGCUUGCUGUAAUGUCACGGGAUCAUGAUGUUUCAGCACUGCAGCAGUGUGGAGGGGUCAAAGGACUAUCAGAAUUGUUAAAAACAAAUUUAGAGAAGGGUAUUAAAGGUGAUGAUGCUGAUUUGCUUAAGAGGAAGAAUGCAUUUGGAUCAAAUACAUAUCCUAAGAAAAAAGGGAGGAGUUUUUGGAUGUUUCUUUGGGAAGCUUGGCAAGACCUCACAUUAAUCAUAUUGAUAGUAGCUGCUGUGGCCUCUUUGGCACUUGGUAUAAAGUCUGAGGGGAUUAAGGAAGGAUGGUAUGAUGGAGGCAGCAUUGCCUUUGCUGUUAUUCUUGUGAUUGUUGUUACAGCUAUAAGUGAUUACAAACAAUCUCUUCAGUUCCAAAGUUUAAAUGAAGAGAAGCGAAAUAUCCAUAUGGAGGUUAUUCGAGGUGGCAGAAGAGUUGAAAUCUCUAUAUAUGACAUAGUAGUUGGUGAUGUUUUGCCUCUCAACAUCGGUGAUCAGGUUCCUGCCGAUGGAGUAUUGAUCUCUGGUCACUCUCUCGCAAUUGAUGAAUCAAGUAUGACUGGGGAGAGCAAGAUUGUACACAAGGAUUCCAGAGAUCCAUUUCUGAUGUCUGGCUGCAAAGUUGCUGAUGGUAGUGGCACCAUGCUGGUAACUAGUGUUGGAAUUAAUACUGAGUGGGGUAUGCUCAUGGCUAGUAUUUCAGAAGACACUGGUGAGGAGACUCCGUUGCAGGUACGCCUAAAUGGAGUUGCGACUUUAAUUGGUAUGGUUGGACUUACAGUAGCUGUUUGUGUCUUGAUUGUCCUUCUGGUCAGAUAUUUUACUGGCCAUACCAAAGACGCAAAUGGAAACAUUCUGUUCACAGCUGGCAAGACAAAACUUAGUCCUGCCAUAGAUGGCGCCAUUAAAAUUGUUACCGUUGCUGUCACCAUUGUAGUGGUUGCAGUGCCUGAAGGGCUCCCUUUAGCCGUUACCUUAACUCUUGCCUAUUCUAUGCGAAAAAUGAUGGCAGAUAAGGCCUUGGUACGAAGGCUUUCUGCCUGUGAAACCAUGGGCUCUGCCACAACAAUAUGCAGUGAUAAGACUGGAACCUUAACUUUGAAUCAGAUGACUGUUGUUGAGGCUUACGUUGGCGGGAAAAAGAUUGAUUCUCCUGAGAACAAGUCAGAGUGGCCUUCCAUGCUAUACUCUUUACUCAUUGAAGGCAUUGCACAAAACACUAAUGGCAGUGUUUAUGUGUCUGAGGGUGGUGAUGUAGAGCUUUCUGGUUCACCAACAGAAAAGGCUAUUCUUAAUUUGGGAUUGAAGCUGGGGAUGAAUUUUGAGGCCAUCAGAUCUGAAUCUUCAGUCAUUCAUGUCUUCCCAUUCAACUCCGAUAAAAAACGAGGAGGCAUUGCACUAAAAUUGCCCGACUCGCAAAUUCAUAUUCACUGGAAAGGGGCUGCUGAAAUAGUUUUAGCAUCAUGCACGCAGUAUUUUGAUGCAGCGGGUCAGUUAGUUGCAAUGGAUGAAGAUAAGGCGAUGGAUUUUAAGAAAGCUAUUGGAGAUAUGGCUUCUGGUAGUUUGCGCUGUGUUGCCAUGGCAUAUCGAUUAUAUGAAGUGGAAAAGGUUCCAUCUGCUGAAGAGCAACUAGAUCAGUGGGCCUUACCUGAGGAUGACCUUGUAUUGCUGGCUAUUGUGGGCAUAAAGGAUCCUUGUCGACCUGGUGUCAAAGAUUCUGUGCAGCUAUGCCAAAAUGCUGGCAUUAAGGUGCGCAUGGUUACUGGUGACAAUAUUCAAACUGCGAAAGCAAUAGCUUCUGAAUGUGGAAUACUAGGUUCAGAUGACGAUGUUACUGAGCCAACUCUCAUUGAAGGAAGAGUAUUUCGUGAGUUAUCAGAAUCGCGCAGAGAAGAAAUUGUCGAUCAGAUAUCUGUGAUGGGGCGAUCUUCUCCCAAUGACAAGCUUCUGCUUGUGCAAGCAUUGAGAAAGAGGGGACAUGUUGUUGCUGUAACUGGGGAUGGCACUAAUGAUGCUCCUGCUCUACAUGAGGCAGAUAUCGGUCUUGCAAUGGGUAUUUCAGGGACAGAGGUUGCUAAAGAGAGCUCUGAUAUCGUUAUCUUGGAUGACAAUUUUGCUUCUGUUGUGAAGGUUGUCAGAUGGGGCCGAUCUGUAUAUGCAAAUAUUCAAAAAUUCAUUCAGUUUCAACUUACAGUAAAUGUAGCAGCUCUGAUUAUAAAUGUUGUUGCGGCAGUUUCCUCUGGGGAUGUCCCACUAAAUGCUGUGCAGCUUCUCUGGGUUAAUCUUAUCAUGGAUACUCUUGGAGCUCUAGCAUUGGCUACUGAACCACCAACUGAUCACCUGAUGGACAGGCCUCCAGUUGGUCGAAGAGAACCUCUUAUAACAAAUAUCAUGUGGAGGAACUUGCUGAUACAGGCUCUAUAUCAAGUGACCGUUCUGCUUGUCCUCAAUUUCCAAGGUAGAAGUAUACUGAAGUUAGAGGGUGACACAGUCGCCCAUGCCACCAAAGUGAAGAAUACUUUGAUAUUCAAUGCCUUUGUACUUUGUCAGAUUUUCAAUGAAUUUAAUGCUCGAAAGCCAGAUGAAUUUAACGUGUUCAAAGGAAUUACUAAAAACUAUCUUUUCAUGGGGAUAGUGGGAGCAACAGUUGUGCUUCAGGUUCUUAUCAUCGAGUUUCUUGGGAAGUUCACCUCAACAGUAAAAUUGAAUUGGUCUCAGUGGCUGAUCUCUGUUAUUAUUGGUAUCAUAAGUUGGCCCCUUGCUGUUCUAGGGAAACUAAUACCUGUUUCAGAAACUCCCAUCGGUAAUGGAUUGAAAAAGUUAAAGUGCUGUCGAAGAGGAGCUUCUCAAAGUUAGUUUAUAUAGAAGACUUGAGGAGUUGGAGCAGUGACGUCAACCAAGUCUACAAAUUCACUAUCUCUUUGGGGGUUUUUUUCAUUGCCCUUUUUUUAUAUUCAGUUUUUAGGAUGUCAGUGAUUUACGUUUGAUGGAAAAACAAACUAAUGAAUUGAAAAUAGGAGCAAUCUGCAUUAUUACCUGAAUUGCUUGGGGAUUUUUUUUUUUAUCGAGGAUGAUAGGGUACUAGUGCAGUUCUACUUUUUGGCAUAUACUACCUGUUUUUGUUGACAAGAUAUGCUUGUGUAGUUCUAUUGUUGAAAUUAUGUUUGGUACUUGAUAUCCUCACAUUGUGAUACUGAGGGAAAAGUGGAUUUUAUGCAUGGAACUUAUCUUAAAGGAAUUCUUUUGAGUCCAUUUCU
Messenger RNA from Quercus lobata, 4625 nucleotides. RefSeq names its product calcium-transporting ATPase 8, plasma membrane-type-like. The transcript has 43 exons. Lineage: Eukaryota; Viridiplantae; Streptophyta; Magnoliopsida; Fagales; Fagaceae. Gene Ontology annotation, molecular function: ATP binding; calmodulin binding; ATP hydrolysis activity. Gene Ontology annotation, biological process: calcium ion transmembrane transport. The record is from RefSeq and is a predicted model, not a curated record. The coding region runs from base 967 to 4224 and encodes 1085 amino acids. Gene Ontology annotation, cellular component: intracellular membrane-bounded organelle; plasma membrane.